GCCACAGCUGUCAAAAUCAAUUAAAGUGGGACCACCUCAUUUGCUCUUUUGGAAACGUUUAGAACUCGAUAUAGGCCUAAAUGGUAAGAAAAUAAACGUGAUAAAAUGAGCGACUAAUUAGUCCUAGUUUAAAUAUCCCAUUGCAGCUAAGCAUUACAGUAAGUGACGCACUAGCCUAUAUGUGCGCAACAACCUGCGCAUAUUUCUAGCAUUUGUUGUUUGCGCUUUGAAGCCUUGGCAACCCAACUGGUGGGUGUAUACUCCAAGCCUGGGUUGGAUUAAAACAAGGUUUAUCUUCAGUUACUGUUUACAGCUCUAUUUUUACCGACAUAUGAAACUCAAUGGCAUGGACAGAUGAUACUUACCCACAGUUUCAGCAGUGGAACCAGGACGCACAGAAUGUGCAGAUAAUUCAACAGCCUGCUUCCCAGCAGCCCACCAUCAUCCUACAGCAGCUCCCUGCUGCUGUGUCAUCUCCCACUCCCUCCAUCCGGCCAGGACACGUCAAGCAGGACCUGGUGGAGUUGAUGAUGAUCCAGAAUGCCCAGAUGCACCAGGUCAUCAUGAACAACAUGACCAUGUCAGCCCUCAGCUCAUUUGGCCAUUCCCAGCCCCAGCUCCACCCUCCGUCUACCUCUGAGGAGGAGGAGGAGGAUCCAGAGGUGUACCACUACCAUUACCAGCCUACCCCGGCCUACCUGCCCUACCCAUCCUGGUUGCUGCCCCCCCAGCCUCACCCUAGCCUGGUCUACCGCAACACCCCUGAACCCCUGGAGCUAGCACCCUCACCACACAGAGACACCACCAGGAGGGCGGUCCCACCUCCUCCCCCACCCAGCGCUACCAGGACCGUCGGGGCUGACGUCCCUCCAGCAACAGAUUACUACGAUGCUGCGGAGAGAAGACAGUGACAACAAGAGCAGAACUCUACAGCAUCCAUUCAUCGUUAGCCUUAUUUUUUACAAGAUCGAAUCCUUCUAAACGUGUCAUUAGUAAACAGAACUACAUGUCAGAGGCACUGCAGUUUUGUUCUUUUAUAGUAGUUAUUCAUAAUAUCAUGUUUCUGUAUCUUGUAGAAAUCGUAUAAUGCUCACUAUAGUUCUGUUUCUUUACACAUUUGAAUGUGGGUCUUUUUAGAUUUGUUAUUUCAAGUAAAGAAAAAGCCAAGAUUAUCA
This is a messenger RNA of Salvelinus fontinalis (brook trout), 1175 nucleotides long. RefSeq names its product proline-rich protein 29-like. The coding region runs from base 342 to 911 and encodes 189 amino acids. The transcript is spliced from 6 exons. The record is from RefSeq and is a predicted model, not a curated record. Lineage: Eukaryota; Metazoa; Chordata; Actinopteri; Salmoniformes; Salmonidae.